UGCAAUUAUAGAUGCUCUAACACACCCUAGGGUUUUAAAACUUACCGUCUAUAAGUAUCAGAGGCUUCCAUCGUCGGGCCAUAUUGCUGCGAGCCGUGGUGGAGAGACUGUAGAAGCACAUCUACUUUUUGAUUUAUUUGGAAGGGUUUCUGCGACUUGAGGAAUGGCGACGGUACCGGGGCAACUCAUAUGGGAGAUUGUGAAGAAGAACAAUUCGUUUCUGGUGAAACAGUUUGGCAAUGGCACCGCCGGCGUUAAGUUCAGCAAGGAGCGUAACAAUCUUUACAAUUUGCACUCCUUCAAACAUUCCGGUCUGGCAAACAAGAAAACUGUGACAAUUCAACCUGGCAAGCAUCACACUGUGGUGUUUGCAACAACCAAGAUAAAGAAGCAGAACAAGCCUGGAAGUUCACUUCACAAGUCUGUCAUGAAGAAAGACCUCGAUCUCAUGGCUAAUGCUGUUUCAAACCAGGUGGGGGAUACUUAUUACCGCUGUGAUCUUAAGAAGGCAGCUCUAGCAAGACUGUGCGUCGUCCACAGGAGCCUCAAGAUUGCCAAGUCUGGCCCCAAGAAGAGGAAUCGACAAGCUCACAGAACCUGAUUUUCAUUACAACUUCAAUAAGUCAGGCAUUGUUUUUUGUCAUUUUGAAAACUUCUUUUUUCUUUUGGCAAUUAGCUGAAGUUAUUGCAUCUUGGUUUUGGACACAAUUACUUCCAUUUUUUGCUGUUCUUGAUUAGCAUGAGAAACUUCAUUUUAAUCCUUGUUUAUUUGUAUUUUUCUCAAUGCUAUCAAUCAAUGAGUUAUUUCUGAA
Andrographis paniculata is the source of this 812-nucleotide messenger RNA. Its product is annotated as 60S ribosomal protein L28-2-like. Gene Ontology annotation, cellular component: cytosolic large ribosomal subunit; ribosome. Gene Ontology annotation, molecular function: structural constituent of ribosome. Bases 164 to 601 code for a protein of 145 amino acids. Gene Ontology annotation, biological process: translation. NCBI's taxonomy places the organism in Eukaryota, Viridiplantae, Streptophyta, Magnoliopsida, Lamiales, Acanthaceae. The record is from RefSeq and is a predicted model, not a curated record. The transcript is spliced from 4 exons.